Messenger RNA from Fukomys damarensis (Damara mole-rat), 1376 nucleotides. RefSeq names its product fucosyltransferase 7 (gene Fut7). Gene Ontology annotation, cellular component: membrane. The coding region runs from base 207 to 1235 and encodes 342 amino acids. Lineage: Eukaryota; Metazoa; Chordata; Mammalia; Rodentia; Bathyergidae. The transcript has 2 exons. Gene Ontology annotation, molecular function: alpha-(1->3)-fucosyltransferase activity. The record is from RefSeq and is a predicted model, not a curated record.
UGCCAGAGGCUGGGGGGGCAGGGGUGGGGCGGAGCUGCAGCAGGAAGGCCCCCCGGCUUCCCUCACCUUGGGCAGAUGAAAGAGGAGGGCUUCCAGGCAACAGCUGAGUCUGGGCCCAGCCGUGAUUUCAGGGUGCUGCUUUUGAGGUGGCUGCUGUGAUUUGAGAACCUCAGAUCUUUGGGCUGACUGAUUCCAGGAGGCUCUGGAUGACUAAUUCUGGGCGAGGCCCUCCCUGGAGGCUUCAGGCCUGGGGGUGUCUGGCAGUAGGGGCCAUGCUCUCGGGCCUCUGGCUCCUGAGGUUGCUGGGACCGGCACCAGGGGCUGCCCCGGCACCCCAGCCCAUGGUCACCAUUCUCAUCUGGCACUGGCCCUUCACAGAACAGCCUCCAGAGCUGCCAGGUGACACCUGUGCCCGCUAUGGCGUGGCCCACUGCCUCCUGAGCACUAACCGAAGCCUACUCACGAGUGCUGACAUGGUAGUCUUCCACCACCGCGAGCUGCAGACCCAACGGACCCGUCUGCCCCUGGCCCAGCGGCCACAGGGGCAGCCCUGGGUCUGGGCUUCCAUGGAAUCUCCCAGCCACACGCGCGGGCUCCGUCGCCUCCGUGGCAUCUUCAACUGGGUGCUGAGCUACCGGAGUGACUCCGACAUCUUCGUGCCCUAUGGCCGGCUGGAGCCCCGCUCCAGCCCCGCACCCCCACUGCCGGCCAAGAGCCGUUUGGCCGCCUGGGUGGUCAGCAACUUCCAGGAGCGGCAGCAACGUGCCCGGCUGUACCGGCAGCUGGCACCCCACCUGCAGGUGGAUGUGUUUGGCCGUGCCAGCGGGCGGCCACUGUGUACCAACUGUCUGGUGUCCACGGUGGCCCGGUACCACUUCUACCUGUCUUUUGAGAACUCUCAGCACCGAGACUACAUCACGGAGAAGUUCUGGCGCAAUGCACUGUUGGCCGGGACCGUGCCCGUGGUGCUGGGGCCCCCACGGGCCACUUACGAGGCCUUUGUGCCUCCUGACGCCUUCAUACACGUGGAUGACUUUGGCUCUGCCCGUGAGCUGGCUGCUUUCCUCACUGGCAUGAACACGAGCCGAUACCAACGCUUCUUCGCCUGGCGUGACCGACUCCGUGUGCGGCUGCUCACUGACUGGCGGGAGCGUUUCUGCACCAUCUGUGCCCGCUACCCCUAUCUGCCCCGUGGCCAAGUCUACGAAGACCUGGAGGGCUGGUUCCAGGCCUGAGCACCCGCCCUGGGGGCGGGGGCAGAGGGGGUAUAGGGCUGGAUGUUGCAACCAAACCAGCGGCAUCCGGCCUCAUGGGCCAUGCUGGGGCAAGCCAGGGUCACAGACCAGGAAGCCAGGAGGGAGGAGCAGCUGGGGGAG